AUGGAUUUGAUUUGGGCUGAUUAUGGGCCUCAUUAUGUGAAAGUAAGGAAGCUCUGUAAUCUUGAGCUUUUUACUCCUAAAAGACUUGAAGCUCUUAGACCUAUUAGAGAAGAUGAAGUUACUGCUAUGGUUGAAAACAUUUUCAANGGGGGGGUUCUACGGCCGCAUAAUUCCAUAUGUGAUCCGCAAAUUUCUUCAGUUGGUAGGAGAGUGGAUUCUGCAGCCGCACAUUUUUGGAUUGCGGCUGCGAAGCAACUUCUGUGGCCGUACAAUUCCCGUGCGGUCCGCACUUCAGCAAGGCGUCAGGACUUAGUCUUCUGCAUACUCUCUAGACUUGGAAGUACUUGUUAG
Messenger RNA from Nicotiana tabacum (common tobacco), 351 nucleotides. NCBI's taxonomy places the organism in Eukaryota, Viridiplantae, Streptophyta, Magnoliopsida, Solanales, Solanaceae. The record is from RefSeq and is a predicted model, not a curated record.